ACCAGAGCAGGUUUUACAGGCUACACCGGAUCUGAUCUUUGUUAAGUUUAAACUUGGGAUAUAUAUUUUUCUGCUAUAUAAUAUAUAGACAUAGUAGCUGCGUUAAUAUACAGAACUAUUUCUGUGUAACCGCGUAGAUAAUUUCCAGUUAAAACUGUUAAACUUGGAUACUUUUCGGUUACUUACAGGCAUCGAGCGAUACGAGGAUUCGGCGUCAUGUCACAAUUGGGAUAGGCUCCGGGCCACUGUGACCCUGACUUGGAGAAGUGGAUUCUGGUCCAGCGAGAACAAGAACUGCAGUAAAUUGUAUGUGCAGUAGGUGGAACUAAAAUCCAAAAGGUUGAAGAAUGAACUUUUACAACUGAUCGUGGUUGCAAAAGGAUAAAAACGGCUUUGUAUAAGAUAUUAUUAAAUUUACUUGCAUUUAUGGCCACUUCUCAAACACUUGAAAUUUUUCCCUCAAUGGAUUUGGAUAUGAUGUUCUACCAAGCGAUAUGUGCAGUGUUUCUUAUGAUUUUAAAAUCUACCUUAUGUUCUCCAUGUGAUCGGGCUGAAUAUGAAACAAAUGGAGAAUGUUGCCCCAUGUGUUCACCUGGCACUCGGGUUUACAGACACUGUACAGAGUUCACCAGUACUUCAUGUGUGCCAUGUAUUGGAGCCACUUUCACCAACAGACCAAAUGGUCUGAGUUACUGCUUUCCCUGUGCAGUGUGUGACCAAGGUCUUGGUUUAAAGACAAUGACGGAGUGUACAGCCUCUUCAGACACGGUGUGUGGAGUCCUGGAAGGGAACUAUUGUACUGAUCCUUAUGAGGGAGGAUGUAGAGCAGCACGGAAACACACAACCUGCAAACCUGGAGACUUCAUCAAACACCCUGGAACAGACUCUACUGAUACUGAGUGUGAGAUCUGCCCUGAAAACUCUUUCUCAUCUGGGUCUUCUACCUCCUGUACACCACACACAGACUGUGAAUCCAAAGGACUUCCCACAGUGAAACCAGGAGACAGUGUGUCUGAUUCUCAGUGUGGAGAGAAGAAUUGGGCUCCUCUGAUAGUUUGGAUUGUAGUUGGAAUAAUUGUAGUGUUAUUUCUAGUUGGAGGAGUAACACUGUACAAAUCAGGGUUCUGUUCAAAGAAAAACAACCUCAGUAAACCAGGGCCCUUACAACAAGAUCAGGAAUGCCAACUGCAGCAAUCAGAAGAAAGUGAAGUUGUUCAUAAACAAGAUGACAGUCCAUCACAGGACAGUGACACACGCACAAAGUGCAAUUAAGUGUCACCAAUCUACCCGAAGCAUGUUUUCGGACUGUGGGAGGAAACCUGAGCACCUGCAGGAAACCCACACAAACAUGGGGAGAACAUGCAAACUCCAAGAGUGAACUAAGCAAACCUACAUCACGUUGUUCAGUCCAGGUGCUGGAAGUUGUACCUGCUGACACUCUCUUCUGAAGUAUUAUUUUGUGAAAUGUUUUUCUGGAGUUUUUAUAAAUUGCUUCACAUAGAGUUUUUUAAGAAUUUUGCAACAUAUGAAUCAUGGAACACAAUACUGUAGACAAAUGGAAUUAGAGAAAUGGGAUUAAUUCCAGUUACAUAAUUAUGGAUGACACAUGUAUGGAGAUUAACGGUUUCAAGUUAGAAAAUGCCAAUUAGAAGUUCUUCAGAAUCUUUGAAAAGCAUAAUUAAUGGAAAUACCAUGACUUAUGACCGAACUAGUCACGUGACAUCAUCUUGGGACAAAGUUUAACACCAUCUGUAGCACAGUCACUGGCACAUGCAGUUUUAUACUCUACAAAUCACCUGAAAUGCAUGUCUUUGGGCAGAAACCAACAUGAAUGUAGAGAGAACAUGCAAAGUGAACAGGUUGAGCUGGACUGAUACCCCCAUCCAAAUGUAGAGGUGAGGCAGUAAUGCCCUUUUUUUUAAAAAAAUUAGGACAACUCGUGGUCUCAUAGAUUGAGUUAUGUCUGAAGGAUCUAGGCUCAGAUCCCUGUGUCUGCCAUUAUCCUGAACUGUUACAGUAAAAAAACUACCCGGAAUUAAUGGUAUAUCAGUGUAAAAAGAUGUAGAGAAAAACAGGAGUGAGUCCUCAUUGACUAGUUUCACCUGUUAUACCUCUGUGAUCAUGUCCCCAUUUUGACUGUCCAAAACAUGUCAAGUUGU
This is a messenger RNA of Scleropages formosus (Asian bonytongue), 2159 nucleotides long. Its product is annotated as tumor necrosis factor receptor superfamily member 14-like. NCBI's taxonomy places the organism in Eukaryota, Metazoa, Chordata, Actinopteri, Osteoglossiformes, Osteoglossidae. The coding region runs from base 427 to 1272 and encodes 281 amino acids. Gene Ontology annotation, cellular component: external side of plasma membrane. The transcript is spliced from 11 exons. Gene Ontology annotation, molecular function: protein binding. Gene Ontology annotation, biological process: positive regulation of cytokine production involved in immune response; negative regulation of alpha-beta T cell proliferation; positive regulation of T cell migration. The record is from RefSeq and is a predicted model, not a curated record.